Xenopus laevis (African clawed frog) is the source of this 1518-nucleotide messenger RNA. RefSeq names its product oligodendrocyte myelin glycoprotein L homeolog (gene omg.L). The coding region runs from base 127 to 1410 and encodes 427 amino acids. Gene Ontology annotation, biological process: neuron projection regeneration. Lineage: Eukaryota; Metazoa; Chordata; Amphibia; Anura; Pipidae. The transcript is spliced from 2 exons. The record is from RefSeq and is a predicted model, not a curated record.
AGUAGCACAAUGCAGUUGAAAGCAGCAAGCACAAUCCUCUGCAAGGCACUAUAGGACUGGAGAAAUGCCAUUACCUAACAAGACUUUCUUAAAAGGCAUGUAUUGAUUCUGGAUACAGCGAUAAUCAUGAGUUACCAUACAAUAACAUACCCAGGACUCCUGGUUCUUGUAUGCUUGGUAUCAAAUAUUAUUUGCAUUUGCCCUUUGAAGUGCUCUUGCUUGGUAAAGAACAGAUAUGUAGACUGUUCCGGAAGAAACCUUACAGCACUGCCACAUGGGCUGCAAGACAAUGUCACACACCUGAAUCUGUCUCACAACCUUUUAGACAACUUGGAUCAUCAAUUGACUCGGUUCUCCAAUUUGAGAUUACUUGAUCUAUCCCACAAUUUGCUCCGGACCCUUCCUGCUCAUUUGCCAAGAUCUCUUUGGGAGGUUUACGCUAAAAGCAACACAAUUAAAGUUCUCCACAAGCUUGACACUGCUUACCAAUGGAAUCUUAAAGUGCUGGAUAUCUCUAGCAACGAGAUACGGAGAAUGGUGUUCAUUAAUAAUACACUGAGCGACUUGCGGUUAUUAAACUUGAGCAGCAAUCAGUUAUGGACUGUUCCUACCAACAUGCCAUAUAACACACAAACUGUUGACUUGUCAAAUAAUUUCUUGACACAAAUUUUACCAGGAACACUGGUAAGGAUGCCCAAACUUCAAAAACUGUUCCUGCACAACAACAGAUUUGCCUAUAUACCAAACAAUGCCUUUGACCAACUCACAAAUUUAAAGAAGAUUACACUCCACAACAAUCCAUGGUCCUGCAAAGAAAUGCAAAACAUUACCUAUUUGCUGAAAUGGCUUAAGGAGACAGCAAUCCAUGUCAUAGGAUACCCAUGUGCCAAUGAAACAGCCCACCAUGACGCUGAACACAUGCCUUCUAUAACUGCAAAAUUUGAUGCAGUAUCAGAUUAUACACCAGUAUUUACAACGACUAGCUUGCUUUUUCUGGAGGCUCAAGAAACGAAACUGUACACACAAGUGCCAUUUUCCAAAGCCGGGACAGCAGAUUCUUUAACUACACCCAGCGAUUUUCCAAAGAGCACAAAUCAUUCCCUAGACACCGAAGAAGGUUCAGCACAUGAAAACCUCAACUCAGAUUUCAACACAUUUAUCACAAAGGAUGUACCUCUUACAAACGCAUAUGAAAUAGAAGAUUCUGGGUCUUACGAUUUCACAGUGACCUUGAGCAACAGCAAGCCAAUGCCAGUCAAUGCAUCAGAGCAGACUCUUUCAAGCACAACAAUCUCUGAGGGAGUACAAAUUACCACUAUUCAAGUGACAAAGAUACCUUCUGCCGCCCAUAAAGAUAAAGGUCUUAUUACUGAAUGUCUCAUCCUUCUGCUCAUUCUUAACAUGGUCUAAAGGCAUGAUGUAAGCAGAAUAAAAAUCUAUAAAAUUCACAAUUACAAACACAUGAAACCAUAAAAAAUGAUUUUGGAAAACUGCUUUGUUUGCUAUAACAUAUUAUGA